UGUGUGCGUCAAAUAACUCGCAUCACACGGUUAUUCGUUCUUCUGCUCUCUUUCAGUCGCAUUUUGCAGUCAAAAUGGAUUCCUAAAUUUUCACAAUGUAUUACAGAGUUAAUAAUUUUGACUCGAUACUGUCCUAAAAUCAGUUAUUUUUACACAAAUCCACUACAAACGUCAUUAUCAACAAACGUGAUAUAUUUUGGUUUAUGUGGUUUCGGUGAGUAGAAAUUUAUAGGAUUGUUCUUGGAAAACGAAUCUACGUUGUAAAAGUGACGCUAUUAAGAUAGCAUAAGUUAGUGAAAAUGAGCUCUGAUGAAGAUUAUGUGCCGGAACCGGUGAAGAGGAAGCGAGGAAGGCCAUCAAAGAUGGACCAAGAACUGGUAACAACAAAAAUAUCUGACGACGAAUUGGACGGUAUGCAUUAUGCUUGCAGUGUUUGUGAUCAAGUGUUCCUGCAUAAAUCCAACUAUAUGAAACACCAACGACGACAUGAGCCGCCUGGAGGAUUUAUUUGUUCACUGUGCCAACAGCCAUUUACCACAGAUUGGGAUCGGAACCAGCACAAACGUAAUGAGCACAGUGUUUUCCGCUGCCGGCUGUGCAAGAAGGAGUUCCCGGUGGAAGAUGACUACAAUAACCACGUUCAGAGCGAGCAUGAUGGAAGAGACCGGGAGUACGAUGUGUGCCCUUCCUGUGGACAGCAGUUUCGUUCGGUGGCUCAGCUAAAAGUUCACAUCGCGUCCAAGUGUGGCGAAGACAAGAAACAUGAAUGUAACAUCUGCCAAUCACGUUAUUUGACCCAAGCUUCUUUGAAUGCUCACAUGAUUAAACAUAACGGCGAAAAGAGUCAUCUCUGCAAUUACUGUGGAGUAAGUUUCCUCAACAAAGGUCAACUAAAAGUUCACGAAAGGAUGCAUACUGGUGAAAAACCUUACAAGUGUAAUCAAUGUGAUAAAGCAUUUGCUCACAGAGAAAGUUUAAUCACCCAUUCAACGACCCACAGUGGAAUCAAGCCAUACUAUUGCAGUCACUGUGAAAGUCGUUUUUCUUGUAUCGGGAAUUUACUCAAACACCGCAGAGCAAGACCGGAUACUUGUGGCCUUCCGCAAUAUUGCCAAAACAAUAAAAUCGUUGCUCGACCGAACAUAAAAACUAUGCCGAAUCUCACCGAUCGGCAGGUGUACAACCAGAAGGUUGUACAGCGGUCCGGUCCAACGCGUGAACGAAAACCAAAACUAGAAACCAUUGAAGUUGAUCAUGUGUCACCGAAAAAACGUGUCGGAAGGAAAGCACCGAAACCAAAAGUUCCGUUUGAAGAUUUGCCGGAUAAUAGUAGCAGGUCGGCAGAUGAGGUGUCAGAAGAAGAGAAACCAAUUUCUACGGAGCUGCAAGGCACUGAUGAGGCAAAAACGAAUAAAAGUUCAUUUCAGCACAACUAUUCCAAACUAGUGACGUUGAAAGUUGAACCUGGUGGCAUAAGUUAUCCUAUGGAUACUAAAGUUGAUACUCCGUGCAACAACCUGCUGGAAGCUACCGAGAUGAUUGAAAUUGUUGAAGUGAAAGUCGAAGAUGACGAAGAAAAUUUCAUAGUAGAAGGAAUCGAGGAGAAUUCGGCUGGAGAAACUAUUGUCUGCGAGGAGAUUCUGUCGGAAACAGUUGAUUUCGAGAGUUAUGACAAAAAAGACUCCCAUGAUGAAUACUAUGAUGAUGAAUACACGACCCAUGUUUACGAAGAAGAGGUCAAGACAGAGGAAGCUAACGAACCAACGAAGGAACAGAAGUUGCUCUUCGCAAAAAAAGAAUUUGACAGAGAACUUGCGGCCAGUCUUUACGACGAUUCUGAUGAUAUGGAAGCCACGGCGAAACAUAACGAGAAGGUGAAAGUAAAAAAGGUUUUCACCGAAAAACCACCGGUUGUAGUAGUGAAUAGGCGGAGGGGCAGACCGAGAAGACCUUUCAUACCGAAAAAACUACCAAAAGAUGCGAUUAUUGUGGACAUCGCCCAGGAGAAGCGGUUAUUGAAGGCUCAGCGUGAAAUUUUCGACGAAAGCGUAAAGCAGAUCACGAUCGAUUGCUACCGUUGCGUGCACUGUCCGUCGCAGUACACCACUGAGUAUCUUAUCGGUCGUCAUUUGGAACGAUCACAUUCGAUCGUGCUUCGAAGCUUGCUGGAAACGUUGCAGUACAGUCGAGUAUGGACAAAGGAUAGAAAGUACAAGUGCCGAUACUGCGAUCGAUUGUACGCCAAUGAGAGAGCUCUGGAGAAACACAUCCCACUUCAUGGACCGAAUGGAACCUUAAACCAUAAAUGCCCCUGCUGUGUAACUUUCUAUAACUCCGAAGAAGAAGCUUUGGAGCACGCGUAUGUAGAGCAUCCUCAUCGUAUGGAAUGUCAUAUUUGCGAUAAAAGAUUUCGUGAACCGGAAUCACAAGCAACUCACAUGAAAAAUUUUCAUGUGGAAAAAACGUACCAGAGAUACAGUUAUGUAUGCCCAAAAUGUGGAAAAAAUUUCAGUUCCCGAAACGCAGUAAGCGACCACGAGCGAGCCAAUUGUGGCCAAGAUCCAAUUUACAAAUGCGAAAUUUGCGAGAAAAGCUUACAUAGCGCAUCAUCGCUUAAACAUCAUUAUACUAUACAUACUGAUGAAUACCCUCACUCUUGCCAGUAUUGCGGCAAGAGCUACCGAACUUACGGGCAAGUGAAAGUUCACGAACGAACACAUACUGGAGAGAAACCCUUCGUUUGUCAGUAUUGUUCGAAAGGUUUCGGUCAUCGUGAAUCUUACCAUACGCAUCUUUCACUGCACACUGGUAUCAAGCGUUAUAUGUGCUCGGGAUGCGGUUUGAGAUUCAGCUGCGUUUCAAACCUCCAGGCACACAAAAGGUCUCACAAAACAACAUGCGCGUUGGUGCCAAAUGUUUCAAAAAUUGUCAGCGGCGGUUAUCACGAGUUGCCUGAAGGCUAUGUACUACCAUACCCGAGGAAUGAUGCUUCAGAAUAGAAUAAGCCACCUGUUUUUUUAUGUUGAGAUGUACACAUUGAUGCGCAUGAGUAAUUAUUUUUUUCAAUUAGCUUAAGCUUAAUAUUACCGAUACAAAUAAACAUUACAAUAGAU
Molecule: messenger RNA, 3113 nt
Organism: Topomyia yanbarensis
Lineage: Eukaryota; Metazoa; Arthropoda; Insecta; Diptera; Culicidae
Gene: zf30C
Product: zinc finger protein 569
Exons: 8
Coding region: 300-2999 (899 amino acids)
Biological process (GO): regulation of transcription by RNA polymerase II
Cellular component (GO): nucleus
Molecular function (GO): DNA-binding transcription factor activity, RNA polymerase II-specific; RNA polymerase II transcription regulatory region sequence-specific DNA binding
Source: RefSeq, a predicted model, not a curated record